Messenger RNA from Schistosoma spindalis, 390 nucleotides. The record is from the annotation of a GenBank genome assembly. Lineage: Eukaryota; Metazoa; Platyhelminthes; Trematoda; Strigeidida; Schistosomatidae.
AUGCUGAUAUCGAAAGCAUCAUUCAUUUGUAGAUCAUUUCAAAUCAAUGCAACCCGUGCUUAUAGGUCGUCUAAAGAAUUGGUGGAAAGUGGCGAGUCAGCUAUAACUCUUUCUCCCGAUGGAGCAGUUGUCGUUUGUUGGCAUCCAGUCAGAAAAGUUCCUUAUGAGUGUACUAAACCUAUUUCACAUAACAUUAAAUCGCUACGUACUCCAACUUCUCCUCUAAAAAUCAAUGUACCCGAUACAAUUAUCAAAAAUUCUGCAGAGCCUACUGUAGUAGAACUUUCAAAAGCUUUCGGUGUUCCAUGGUUUCAUUUUCGACCUAGGAGAAGUCAAAAAUCUCGUUCACCUUACUUUUGGGCUCCACUUAAAGAACGAAAUAACUUGUAA